Didymodactylos carnosus is the source of this 270-nucleotide messenger RNA. NCBI's taxonomy places the organism in Eukaryota, Metazoa, Rotifera, Eurotatoria, Philodinida, Philodinidae. The record is from the annotation of a GenBank genome assembly.
AUGUAUGUAGUUACUUCGACGGAAGAGAUCUUACUGGGACAAUCUCUGUCUCUGGAUUUUGGAUCCAGCUUGGAGGGUGGAUCCGGGAUAGCAUUAGCGGCAACUUCAACAGCAAUCGUAAUGGCAACACCGUCAGUUCGAGUUGCAGGAGUGGUGUCACGGAUCAUUCGGCUUGCAACCCCAGAUUCCGCGCUCAUCAUGAUGGACGUUGUCGAAGUGUCUGAAACAGUGACCACGUUUGGCGCUUCGUCACCAGAUGUUAAACAUUAG